This is a messenger RNA of Sciurus carolinensis (gray squirrel), 4459 nucleotides long. RefSeq names its product TYRO3 protein tyrosine kinase (gene Tyro3). Gene Ontology annotation, biological process: protein phosphorylation; nervous system development; positive regulation of kinase activity. The coding region runs from base 299 to 3055 and encodes 918 amino acids. NCBI's taxonomy places the organism in Eukaryota, Metazoa, Chordata, Mammalia, Rodentia, Sciuridae. The transcript is spliced from 19 exons. The record is from RefSeq and is a predicted model, not a curated record. Gene Ontology annotation, molecular function: transmembrane receptor protein tyrosine kinase activity; ATP binding; protein binding. Gene Ontology annotation, cellular component: signaling receptor complex.
AAGAACAUGAAUCAGCGGCAGCGGCGGCGGCGGCGACGGCGGCGGCUGUGGAAGGAGCGCGGUGGCCCGGGAGCGGCCCCCGGGACCCCGCGCUGCUGACGGCUGCGGCGACUCGCGGCCGACGCGGGUCUCAGAGACACCGGCCCAGCGCCGCCCCCCCGGGCGGGCCCCAGCUCCUCCCGCGGCCCUCCUCCUCCUCCUCCUCCUCCUCCUCCUCCUCCUUCUCCUCUCCUCCUCUUUCCUUUCCCUCCUCUCCACGCUCGCGGGCCCGGCCCGGCAUGGUGCGGCGUCGCCGCCGAUGGCGCUGAGGCGGAGCAUGGGGCGGCCGGAGCUCCAGCCGCUGCCGCCGCCGCCGCCGCCGCUGCUGCUGCUGGUGGGUCUGGCCUCUCUGCUGCUCCCGGAGUCGGCGGCCGCAGGCCUGAAGCUCGGAGGAGCCCCAGUGAAGCUGACAGUGUCUCAGGGGCAGCCAGUGAAACUCAAUUGCAGCGUGGAGGGGAUGGAGGAGCCUGAGAUACAGUGGGUGAAGGACGGGGCUGUGGUCCAAAGUUUGGACCAGAUGUACAUCUCUGUCAGCGAGCAGCACUGGAUUGGCUUCCUCAGCCUGAAGUCAGUUGAGCGCUCUGAUGCAGGCCGGUACUGGUGCCAGGUAGAGGAUGGGGAAGAAAUUGAGAUCUCACAGCCGGUGUGGCUCACAGUAGAAGGUGUGCCAUUUUUCACUGUAGAGCCAAAAGAUCUGGCAGUGCCACCCAAUGCCCCUUUCCAACUGUCUUGUGAGGCCGUGGGUCCCCCUGAACCUGUUACCAUUAUCUGGUGGAGAGGAGGCACGAAGAUUGGGGGUCCUGCUCCCUCUCCCUCCGUUUUAAAUGUGACAGGUGUGACCCAGAGAACAGAGUUUUCCUGUGAAGCUCACAACAGAAAAGGCCUGGCCUCUUCACGCCCAGCUAUUGUUCACCUCCAAGCAUUGCCUGCAGCCCCCUUUAAUAUCACAGUGACGAAACUCUCCAGCAGCAAUGCUAGCGUGGCCUGGAUGCCAGGUGCUGAUGGCCGAGCUGUGCUCCAAUCCUGCACAGUCCAGGUGACACAGGCCCCAGGAGACUGGGAGGUCCUGGCUGUAGUGGUCCCAGUACCACCCUUUACCUGCCUGCUCCGGGAUCUGGAGCCUGCCACCAACUACAGCCUCAGGGUGCGCUGUACCAAUGCCUUGGGGCCCUCUCCCUAUGCUGACUGGGUGCCCUUUCAGACAAAGGGUCUAGCCCCAUCCAGUGCUCCCCAGAAUCUCCAUGCCAUCCGUACAGACUCAGGCCUCAUCCUGGAGUGGGAAGAAGUGAUCCCUGAGGGCCCUUUGGAAGGUCCCCUGGGACCCUAUAAACUGUUUUGGAUUCAGGACAAUGGAACCCAGGAUGAGCUGACCGUGGAGGGGACCAGGGCCAAUCUGACAGGCUGGGAUCCCCAGAAGGACCUGAUUGUGCGUGUGUGCGUCUCCAAUGCAGUAGGCUGUGGGCCCUGGAGUCAGCCAUUGGUGGUCUCUUCUCAUGACCAUGAAGGCCAGCAGGGGCCUCCUCACAGCCGCACAUCCUGGGUGCCUGUGGUUCUGGGUGUGCUGACAGCCCUGGUAACAGCUGCUGCUCUGGCCCUCAUCCUGCUUCGAAAGAGGCGGAAGGAGACACGGUUCGGGCAAGCCUUUGACAGUGUCAUGGCCCGAGGGGAGCCAGCUGUUCAUUUUCGGGCAGCCCGGUCCUUCAAUCGAGAAAGGCCUGAGCGCAUUGAGGCCACACUGGACAGCCUGGGCAUCAGUGAUGAACUGAAGGACAAACUGGAAGAUGUGCUCAUCCCAGAGCAGCAGUUCACUUUGGGUCGGAUGUUGGGCAAAGGAGAGUUUGGUUCAGUGCGGGAGGCCCAGCUGAAGCAGGAAGAUGGUUCCUUUGUGAAAGUGGCUGUAAAGAUGCUAAAAGCCGAUAUCAUUGCCUCAAGUGACAUUGAAGAAUUCCUCAGGGAAGCAGCUUGCAUGAAGGAGUUUGAUCAUCCACAUGUGGCCAAGCUUGUUGGGGUGAGCCUCCGGAGCAGGGCUAAAGGCCGGCUCCCUAUCCCCAUGGUCAUCCUUCCUUUCAUGAAGCAUGGGGACCUGCACGCCUUCCUGCUUGCUUCCCGGAUUGGAGAGAACCCUUUUGUGAGUGCCUGGGGUGGGAGUGGCCAGGAGGAAACUGGUAGGAGAACAAAGCCAGGAAUAGGACAAAGACCCUGGAAGAGCAGGGGCUUGAACCUGCCCCUCCAGACCCUGAUCCGGUUCAUGGUGGACAUUGCCUGUGGCAUGGAGUACCUGAGCUCCCGGAACUUCAUCCACCGAGACCUGGCUGCUCGAAAUUGCAUGCUGGCAGAGGACAUGACAGUGUGUGUGGCUGACUUUGGACUCUCUCGAAAAAUCUAUAGUGGGGACUACUAUCGUCAGGGCUGUGCCUCCAAAUUGCCUGUCAAGUGGCUGGCCCUGGAGAGCUUGGCUGACAACCUGUAUACUGUACACAGUGAUGUGUGGGCCUUUGGAGUGACCAUGUGGGAGAUCAUGACUCGUGGGCAGACACCAUAUGCUGGCAUCGAAAACGCUGAGAUUUACAACUACCUCAUCGGCGGGAACCGCCUAAAACAGCCUCCUGAUUGUCUGGAGGACGUGUAUGAUCUCAUGUACCAGUGCUGGAGUGCCGACCCAAAGCAGCGCCCAAGUUUCACAUGUCUGCGAAUGGAACUGGAAAACAUCCUAGGCCACCUGUCUGUCCUGUCUGCCAGCCAGGACCCCUUGUAUAUCAACAUUGAGAGAGCUGAGCAGCCUACUGAGGAAGGCAACCUGGAGCUGCCCUGUGGGGAUCAGCCCAGCAGCAGGGCUGGGGAUAUCAGUGGCAUGGGGGCAGUGGGUGGCACCCCCAGUGACUAUCGGUACAUUCUCAGCCCUGGAGGACUGGCUGAGUUGCCUGUACAGGCAGACCAGCAGCCAGAAAGCCCCCUCAAUGAUGCCCAGAGGCUGCUGCUACUGCAGCAAGGGCAACUGCCCCACAGUAGCUGUUAGCCCACAGGCAGAGGGCAUCUGAGGCCAUCUGGCUGGCUCUGCUAGCCACUGUGCUGGCUGAUGAAACCCCAUCUGACCCCAGCCCCAGGCAGCAAGGUAUGGAGGCUCCUGUGGUAGCCCUCCCAAGCUGUGCUGGCACCUGUUUGACCAAAUUGCCCAAUCCCAGUUCUUCCUGCAACCACUCCAUGGCCAGCCUGGCAUUAGUUCAGGCGUUGGCUUGGAGGAGGUGGGCCAGACCUGGUUGCCUGAACCCAGGCAGCUGGCGGGUGUGUGUGUGGGGUGUUUCCAUGGUUACCAUGGGUGUGGAUGGCAGUGUGGAGGGGGGCAGGAUAGAUCCAGCCCUGUGGGUGCCUACCCUCCCAGCUGAGCUGCCCCUGCUGCUUUAGUGCAUGCAUUGAGCUGCCUCCAGCCCAGGGGCUCAGCAAUGCCCACCGUGCUUGGGGUUUAAAUGCCAGUUUGCCCUUCCAAGUCACAGAGAGAUGCCCUUGUACUAUUAUUCCCUUUUAGGUAAGAGUUGGUAAGGGGUUGGUACAGUUGGGUCCCAAGCCCUGUGGCAAGAGAUGGUGGGACACUCUCAGGUCUGAAUCCUUACUGAUUCUCCACUCUGCCUGUGCUGGGAAAGGUGGUAGGGAGGGUGCUUCCCUGAAGUCAGCCUACCCUUCCACUGCAUGCUACCAGGGGCCCAUCUUCUGAAGGCAGUGUGCUGAUCUGGCUAGAGGCACUGAGGGCUGGUACAGGAAUCCAGGGACAGUGAGGUGGGAAGAGUUCAGGAGCCCUUCUCCAAGCUCUCCCACAGUCUGAGCAUGCUACCAAAUCCCCAGAUAGUCCAAGACUACUAACAAAGGCAGCUGUAUCUGAGCCCAGCUCUUCCCCACAGCAACCCCUUAGUCCCACCCUCCCCCGACCUCCCUCCUCAACAUGACAUCCUCUUCUGUCCCAAGUCCUCAGAGAGAAAAUAGGCCCUACGGCUGGUGUGGAUGAGGGGGGAGUUCCUGGAGCUUGGACCCCAGUCCUGACUGGGGGAGCCCCCUGGAAUGCAUGGGGCGAGCCCUUCCCUUUAGGGACAUUUCCAAACUGUUAGUUGCUGUUUAAAAGCAGAAAUAAAAUUGAAGACUAAAGAAGUAAGGCUUUGUCUUUUAAAUGUUUACUUUUUUUCCAUGUCACAAAAAUGAGGCAUCUCUGCAUUGAGAAAAAUCUGGAAAGACACAUGCCAGAAUGUUAACAGCUGUUAUCUUUGUAUGUAAUUAAGGAAACUUUUUUCCUUCAUGUUUUUCAAGUUUUCUGCAUUGAGCACAAAAUGCUUUUGUAAUUAGAGAAGACUCCAAUGAAUUUCACCAUAGGAUGAUACAUUGUAGACAAUUAAGAAAAUGCAGAAAAUCAUAAAAAAAUGCCAAUUACCUGUAA